Aspergillus tanneri is the source of this 1329-nucleotide messenger RNA. RefSeq names its product protein gprC (gene gprC). The coding region runs from base 1 to 1329 and encodes 442 amino acids. Gene Ontology annotation, cellular component: plasma membrane. The record is from RefSeq and is a predicted model, not a curated record. Gene Ontology annotation, biological process: adenylate cyclase-activating G protein-coupled receptor signaling pathway. Gene Ontology annotation, molecular function: G protein-coupled receptor activity. NCBI's taxonomy places the organism in Eukaryota, Fungi, Ascomycota, Eurotiomycetes, Eurotiales, Aspergillaceae. The transcript is spliced from 2 exons.
AUGAGCCUUGUUCGAGUUUUGAGCGCCCUGGGCGACAGCUCAGAUGGGGGCCAUACCCUCCUACCGCGCUUGGCCUAUACAAACGGUGGUACGCCUAUGGCGGACAUUGACCCCCUUCCCAGUGCUCAACGGAAAGGUUUGAUUGCAGUUUCGGUCAUGGCCAUCCUCUCCUUCAUCGCCACUCUCUUUCUCCUCUUAUUCAUCACCUAUCGAUUCAUUUUCUGGCGCUCUAACUAUGCACGAUACAUUGGUUACAAUCAAUAUGUCGUGUUGAUUUACAACCUGGUUCUAGCCGAUUUUCAACAAUCCAUUGCGUUUCUCUUAUGUAUCAAAUGGAUUGCAGAGGAUAAAAUCGAAGCAUCCUCGGCAGCGUGCUUUCUGCAAGGAUUCUGGCUACAGGUCGGAGACCCAUCCAGUGGACUUUUCGUGCUGGCCAUCGCGUUUCACACCUUUCUUCUGGUCACCAUGGGGCAUAAACUGAGCCACCGGGUUUUUGUCUCAGGAGUAGUUGGCCUUUGGUUGUUUGUCGCUUUGCUCGUGGUUAUUCCUCUUGCCGCCCACGGACGAAACGUGUUUGUCCCGUCUGGCGCCUGGUGCUGGAUCAGCGAAGAUUACGAACCCUUGCGUUUGUGGACACACUACAUUUGGAUUUUCUUGGCCGAGUUUGGCACUGUAUGCCUCUACGCUGUAAUGUGGUUUCAGCUGCGUCGGCAGAUAAAACAGUCGACUAUCCUGGGGAGCAGUCAUACGGAAAGUCUGAAGCGCCUCCGCCGUGUCAUUGGGUACAUGGUUAUUUACCCGAUUGCAUAUAUUGUGCUUUCUCUUCCACUGGCCGCAGGAAGAAUGGCAACUGCCCAAGGCCAAACGCCUAACGUAGCUUACUUUUGCGUUGCCGGUGCUUUAAUUACGAGCUCUGGCGUGGUUGACGUCCUUCUGUAUACGCUCACCAGACGAAACCUCAUCCUGGAGUCGGAGCCGAGCCAGGAUCGCAGCUAUAACCGCUUCAUGAGCAGCAAGAACCGGAAAACAGAUCACUUAACAACCAUCACAGCGGAACCAAAAAACCGAACCGAUAUCACUGCUCUGCGCACAAUGAAGCACCGGAAUGACGAAGAAGACCUGGAACAUACUGUCCGGGAUGGAUCCACGGACAACAUUGUGCAAUCCGGAGUCGAGUUGACACCCAUGGGGAAAGUGUAUCAGCAUACUACGAUCGAGAUCACCCAUGAACCUGCCUUCCCAUCCGAAGGCGAAUCCAGUAACCGUUCCAGUGGGGACUCGGACAAGCGGGCUGCUCAAUCAUCCAGGAUGUGGGGGAAUAGGCGAUAG